Molecule: messenger RNA, 1298 nt
Organism: Salvia hispanica
Lineage: Eukaryota; Viridiplantae; Streptophyta; Magnoliopsida; Lamiales; Lamiaceae
Source: RefSeq, a predicted model, not a curated record
AUAAAAGGUUAUGAAAAGCCCCAAAUCGGCAAAUCGCCUCUCUACCAUCUUCAUCUUCAUCGUCUUCAGUGUGAUUGAUGAGUCUAUUAAUGGAGCGUGAUUUCUUCAAAUAUCUACCAUCAGAAAUCACCACCAACAUCCUCUCACGCCUGCCCAUCCGAAGCCUCGCAGUCAGCAAGUCUGUUUGCAAACCAUGGCUCAACUUAAUCGAUUCCGACGAGUUCCACAAAUCCGAAAUCAAAACCCCUCCCGCCCUAGCUCUCCUGACGCCGAAAGGGAGGGACGCAACUCAGUGCGCGAUUUACGAAAUUGAAGACGAAGACGAAGUCGAUUUGCAGAAAAGCCAUGAUCUUCACUACAUUUCGCUCACGGACUUUGAUAUCCCUCAUCCAAACAGAGGAUUUAUGGAAGCCACUGCUAAUGGAUUGCUUCUUCUCUACCCACGAUCAACAACAGGGUUUUUCGCCGCCGCUGCUUCUAUUGCAUUUACAUACAGAAGAGGAGGUAAAAAUUUCCCCCAUAUUUCCAUCCCUUUCCAUUUCUUUCCAUUACAAUUAGUUUUUUGAUCUUCGUAUUGAAAUAACCGGUCAUCUAUUUUAUGGUUUCUAUUUUUGGAUUAAAGCAUUCAAGCACGGGAUCUUGUAAUUGGAGAUUUCGUUCACUUCUUACUGAGAGGUUUCUUUAAAUUCUCAGUAUUAAUUUAUUGCACUCGAAUGUAAUAAUAGAUCUAUGUAAUAUUAACAUUGCUAAUGCGCAUCUUAGUUAGAUCUGGCAAUUCAUGAUGUUGCGUUUAUUUUGUAUCAUCAUUUCAUGUUUUCUGUUAUCCAUUCUGUGCCUUUUCAUAAUCUCCUUCCUCUUUAUUCGUGUUUGAUAUUGUCUUGUUUAGAUCAUGCUAUCAUGAUGUCUUGUUGAGGAUUGUCUGUGUCUUUAACUUAAUUUCUGGUUUGGGAUGUUUAUUUGCCUGUUUCGAAGCCAACUUAGUCAAAUUCAUGUCUGGUUUGUCAUGUAUAGUUCUUGCUAUCGUGCCUGCAAAAAAGGCCAACUUAGUACCCAAAUAAUGCACAAUUCAUGCACGAUUCGCGCCGUCUAAUGUUAUAAUAAACUUAAUUAGUACCCAAUUAAGCACAAUCCAUACCCAAUUCAUGCACAUUAAUGCACAAUUUAUGCACAAUUCAUGCACAAUUCGCGCUGUCUAAUGUGUUUUUUUCCGGUUGAAAUGUCACUGUAUUAUUGCCUCCAUCCUUACAUUCAUUACAUGGGUAUGUAUUUAAGCCAUGUUAGAUUGUUGAGAUUUUGAC